AUGACCUCUCCCCCCCCCAAGAAACCCCCGGCUGGUGGGCGCACUGGCCACUUCGACGGAGAGGGGACGACGACGACGACGCCGACGCCAACGCCAGACUCUGCGCGGGACCAUGGCGCUGGCCGUCGAGCCCGUGAAGUGUACAGUAUCUUCCACCCACAGAGCCUCAUUUCGCCCAUCGAGGAAGAGGCCGAGCCGACAUCGCGACUCCCUCCGGGCCAAAGUACCCCGAGUACCCCGCAUCAUGGGGGAUCCCCCUAUCUGCACGCAGUAGACACCGAGUAUACUGUCCCAUUGGUGCUCGAGCCUCAUCUGAGUCACCACAACGAGACCUUGACCUCCUUCGCCCAGUUGGCCGCUUUGCGGCUGGAUGUUGAGCGCGUGCUCAUUAGCGUCUCCGAUCAGGACUCGCAGUUCAUCAUCGCGCAAGCCGCACAAACAAACCAGGGGGAUCUGGAUCUGCAGGACCUGGGUGAUGGAGUGUGGAAUGGGAAUUCCAGGCUCUCCCUUGAUGAGUGGAUCAUGUGCAGGGAUACUCUGGAUCUCCCGCCCUCCAACCGGGAGAAAGGCACCUCCUCGUUCAUCGAGGUUAACGACCUCAGCACCGACGAGCGGUACAAGAAUCUCCCGUUCGUCCGCGGGGAUCCCGGCUUCCGCUUCUACGCCGGCACGCCGCUGACCGCGGACAAGAAGAUCAACAUCGGCUCGAUCUUCGUGCUCGACAAAAAGCCUCACCCAACGGGGUUGACCGGGGUCGAGAAGAACGCCUUGGUGACCGUGGGCGCCCUGGUCAGCGAGUAUCUCGCCGUCAGCCGACAAGCCACCGACGGGCGACGCGCGGCCCGACUCUCCCGCGCGCUGAAUUACUUUGUCGAAGGCAGUUCGGAGAUCGGGGAGCGGGCAUCGACGGCCCCCAGCACGCCCGCCGCCGUGGGCACCGCCUCCAUCUCGUGGUCGCCGCCGCCACCAACGCUGUCCAACCGAUCCGCGCUGCGUUCCGCUGAGUCCCCGUCUCGGGCGGCCAACCUGAUCCGGCAGAGUCUGGAGCUGGGCACCGACGGUGGAGUCAUCUUCCUCCGCGCCGACCCCCAUCUCCUCCACGAAGUCAAGUGGCGAAGCAGCAACAACAUCGGCGAGAAAGCUCCGCGCGAACCGACUCUGCCCCAUGUGCUGGCGGCGUCGACCGCGCACGAGCCCUUCGCCGCGCGGCCCGGCUCCAAGACCACGACGCCGUAUCCGGCCGCGGAGUUGAACGUCGAGUUCCUGCACCAGUUGUUGGACCGCUACCGCCACGGCAGACUGUGGUCGUUCCACCGGGACGGACUACUCUCCAGCUCCGAUGACGACCGACCCUCGCCCGCGCGCACCGACUCCCAGCAGAGCAUCGACGAGUCGCGGGUGCAGAAGGCCUCGGAAAAUUCGACCCUCAACCGCUAUUUCCCCGGCGCGACGCAGGUGCUGUUCGUGCCUCUAUGGAACGCGGCGGACUCGCAGUGGUUCGCCGGCUGUUUCUGCUGGAACACGCUGGAGACGCGCGUGUUCAAUCCGACGGUCGAGCUGAGCUCCAUGCUGGGGUUCGGGUCCUCCAUUAUGGCCGAAUACAUUCGCAUGCAGUCGGUGGCCGCGGACCGGCAGAAGAGUCAUUUCAUUGGUAGUAUCUCGCAUGAACUACGCAGCCCCUUGCACGGGAUUAUGGCCGCCGGCGAAUUCCUGCAGGGCACCCGACUGGACGAGUUCCAGCGCUCCUUGCUGGACACCAUCUCCAAGUGCGGCCGCACACUGCUCGACACCAUGAACCAGGUGCUGGAUUAUAGUAAAACCGUGUCAUCGGAGCGCGGCCGUGCCCACGCCAAGCGCCGCAGCGCCAAGCGAACCAACUCCGGCGCCUCCUCGUUGCUGGACACUUCCGUGGCGACGGACCUGAGCGCCCUGGCCGAGGAAGUGGUGGAGGGGGUGUAUCUGGGCCAUGCGUAUGGGCAACGGUCCACCGCCCCGUCGGACUGCCCGGAGAAUAUGGCGCAGAAGUCACUGGUGGACGCGUCGCAGCCGACCCAAGAGAAGCUGGCUGUGGAAGUGGUACUGGAUAUCGCGCAGCACAAUUGGGUAUAUCAGACCCACCCUGGCGCGCUGCGGCGCAUCAUCAUGAAUCUCGUAGGAAACGCUCUGAAAUACACCGAAGCCGGCAAGGUAUCCUUGGAGAUGGACAUGGUCGAGGCGGCGCCCCGGAAGGCGGGCGGUCCUGCUGUCAAACCCGGAGAAGCGCUUGUGCUGAGGGUCUCCGACACGGGCAAGGGAAUCUCCGAGGAGUUUCUGCGUAACAGACUCUACACCCCAUUCGCGCAGGAAGAUCCGUUGGCCGUAGGCACCGGCUUGGGGCUUUCGAUCGUGCGCAGUCUGCUCAAAUCCCUCGACGGCGACAUCACCUUCGACAGUCGCGCAGGCGAAGGGACCUCUGUCAAAGUCACCAUGCCUCUGACCCGACCGGGUCUUGAGGACGCUUCCCUCGAUCGCGAUCUCCAGAAUUUGACGAUCCAGGGAAGCAAGAGCUCCGGACCGAUUCGCAAGCAUGCCGGGCGACGAGCAAGUAUUCUUCUCGAAGGAGACGCGGAGGAUAUUUCAUCGUCCCCGCGAUGGACAAUCAUCAGCCGCUACCUGGUCGGCUGGUUUGGGAUUGAGCUCGUGCCGCACGACUCCAACUCGCCCGUGGACUUCAUGCUUGUGGAUGGAACCACCACCGUUCCAAUCGAAACAGAGACCGUUCUCCCCCCGAUACUCGUCGUAUGGGAUCCAUCUGCAUCUCCAUCGAACCCUCUUCCCGGCUGGCUGUCGUCGGCGCCGACCGUGAACUUUGUCCGUCUGCCGUGUGGGCCAUGGAAGCUGGCAGCUGCCAUUGAGCGCUGCUUAAACCAACAGUCGGAGACAACCUCCGUCGCACUCCAGUCGAGGACAUCACCUGUUGCGCACGACGACCAACAUCCAGCCGCCGCCGCCGCCGCUCCACAAUCACAACCCUCACUGUGCCCACAAUGCCAGAGCGCAUCCACACAGCAGGAUGCGGCAAUCGAAAGAUCCGCGCGAGGCCCACGAGUCCUAGUCGUGGAAGACAACCCUAUCAAUCGCAACCUCAUCCUGACAUUCCUGAAGAAACGGAACCUGGCUGCGCUCGAGUCGGCCGACAACGGCAAGCGCGCCGUUGAAGCGGUCGAGCAGGAGAAACAUGGCUACGACCUGAUCUUCAUGGAUAUCUCCAUGCCAGUGAUGAACGGCUUCGAAGCCACACGCGCGAUUCGCGCCCUCGAGAGGGAGCGGGACAGCGGCGUCUCUGCCAAGAUCAUCGCUUUGACUGGCCUCAGCAGUGCGCAGGAUGAAACCGAGGCGUUGAACUCCGGGAUGGAUAUGUUCGUGACCAAGCCCUUCUCGUUCGAGAAGUUGUCCGAAUACCUGAAGAAGUGGGAGCAGAAUGAGUUAUGA
Messenger RNA from Aspergillus fijiensis CBS 313.89, 3471 nucleotides. Its product is annotated as hybrid sensor histidine kinase/response regulator. The record is from RefSeq and is a predicted model, not a curated record. The coding region runs from base 1 to 3471 and encodes 1156 amino acids. Lineage: Eukaryota; Fungi; Ascomycota; Eurotiomycetes; Eurotiales; Aspergillaceae. Gene Ontology annotation, biological process: phosphorelay signal transduction system; protein autophosphorylation. Gene Ontology annotation, molecular function: phosphorelay sensor kinase activity; histidine phosphotransfer kinase activity. The transcript is spliced from 7 exons.